AUGGAAAACCAGAGGAAGAGGAAGCGAGAGGGUGAUGAUGGUAGAGACAAACAGGAUUCAACCCCGGUUGUCAUUGGUUAUGAUGGUAUUGAUAAAGGGAACCUAGCGAAGAGCAGGCCGUCGGCUAUGCCCUCACACUCUAGAAUCGCCUCUUGCUCAGAACCUUCAUCUGCAAUACCCUGGCCUGAGGAGUUUAAAGCCCUGAGCAGGAUUCAUCGGGCGCUGAAUGUCGUGUAUACCUUCUGCUGCACUCGUCAGCAUUACACCACGACGUUUAAGAAAAUAAGAAGCUCUGUUGAGUCUCAAACUGGCGGCCGACCGCUUACUGUUGAAGAUGUUGCCAGAGUAAGGUUUCUCAUUCCACACUCUGUCAGGUUUGAACUUUCAGAUACAGGUGUGACCAGUAUUAUGGGAGUGAAAGAGGUCAGGAUAAAGAAAACCUCCGAGAUAUGGAACGACUGGGAGGUGGAGGGAAUGGGUUUAAAUGCUAAAGAUGGCGAACGACCACCUCCUGAUACUGAACUUCUUUUCGAAUUUGUGGACGGAGACCUCAAGCCCGAGUCACAGCCAGGUGUAGGCCUAGGUGGUUACGAAGAUAUUAGAACGCCAGUCUAUAGCCAAAAGAAAAUGACUGCAUUGAUUGAGAAGAGGAACAAGAAAUUUUCCGUCGCUAUUGAUACCUUUUUAGCCAGCUGUCGGGACGAUAACGUGGACCCAGUGCAGCGCCUAGAAGCAGGAAAAGAUUUAUACAUGCCUCUAUCCCCCGAUAGUGGAUGCAACAUACCCACCGCCGCAAAAAUUCCAGCACAGAUACCCAAGACAAGACAAAGCAUUGCGGACAUAAUAUCUGAUAUCAAAAGGGAGACCUGGUAUUGUAAUCAGAUUGUAAAUGGCGGGUAUCGUAUAUUCGACGCUAAAAUGCCAGCCUAUGGAGAUUUAAAUUUCCUUCUUUCACAGAACCUGGUUAAUGCACUGUACAACACUCGGGGGAUUACACAGUUCUACUCUCAUCAGGCAAAAGCCAUAAAUGACCUCCAUGAUGGCCACAAUGUCAUUGUUUCUACAUCCACAAGUUCGGGGAAGUCCCUCAUAUACCAGGUGCCUAUGCUUCACGAGCUUGAGGAAAAUCCACACAGUAGAGGGAUGUAUAUUUUUCCAACAAAGGCACUAGCGCAAGACCAACGACGAAGUAUGCUUGACAUGCUGCAGUACAUGGAAGGCAUGGAACAUAUUAUGGUAGAAACAUUUGAUGGUGACACGCCAAUCACAAGUCGCAAUUCAAUCCGUGAAGAGGCGAGAAUUAUCUUCACAAACCCUGACAUACUCCAUAUGACUAUUCUACCACACGAGUCGCUGUGGAGGACCUUUUUGAAAAAUUUGAAGUACGUUGUUGUUGAUGAGCUUCACGUCUACAAUGGGCUAUUCGGGACCCAUGUUGCUCUCAUCAUGCGUCGCUUGAGAAGGAUAUGUGCUUCGAUAGGGAAUUCUGAUAUAAAAUUUAUAUCAUGCUCUGCAACUGUGGCAAAUCCAGAAGAGCAUAUGAAGGCUAUUUUCGGCGUCGACGAAGUGAAAUUGACUGAUAUCGACGGAUCGCCCUCAGGACGAAAGGAGUUCCUUUGCUGGCAGCCACCAUACAAGGAUCCUAAUGAUGCUAGCUCCGGCCGUGGAAGCAGUAUUGAUGAAUCAGCUAAGAUCUUUUGCCAACUUAUUCUACGUGGAGUACGAGUCAUUGCAUUUUGUCGUAUUCGCAAACAAUGUGAAUAUCUGUUAAAUACGGUCAAGAACGAAUUCCGUACGCUUGAUAGGGCAGAUGUGUCUCGCUUCGUGAUGGGCUACCGAGGAGGUUACAGUCCACAGGAUAGACGGAAAAUUGAACGCGAAAUGUUUGAGGGCAAGUUGCUUGGAAUUGUGGCAACAAAUGCACUGGAGCUUGGUGUUGAUAUUGGAUCGUUGGAUGCAGUAAUUACGCAUGAAUUUCCUCAUUCAAUAUCCAAUUUUAGACAACAAAGUGGGCGGGCAGGGAGGAGAAAUAAAGACUCUCUGUCGAUCUUGGUUGCUGGUCGGAGCGCAGCAGACCAACACUAUAUGAAUAACCCCGACGAUCUCUUCACAAAGCCCAAUUGUGGGCUACUUGUUGAUCUAGAGAAUGAGCUUGUCCUUGAAGGUCAUAUUCAGUGUGCCGCCUUCGAAAUGCCUAUUCGCCCGGAGAACGACUCUGCAUAUUUCGGGUCACAGCUGGCGCACCUUGCAGCUACUCGGCUCAUAAAGGACGAUAUGGGGUUCUAUCAUUGUCAUGAAAGAUUUAGACCUAACCCCUCAAAAUUCGUUUCGAUUAGAAGCAUCGACGAGGGGAACUAUGCCAUCAUAGACACCACCAACAACAGAAAUAUUGUUAUUGAAGAGAUUGAGGAUGCUCGUGUUUUCUUCACUGUCUAUGAGGGCGCCAUAUAUUUUCAUCAGGGAAACACCUACCUCGUGAAAGAGCUUAAUACAAUUAAACGGUUUGCAAGAGUGGUUCGUGUACAUGUCGACUGGAUCACCGAACAACGGGACUUUACAAAUGUUGACCCUAUUGAAACUGAGGCAAUCAGGCGUAUUAGCAGAUUAUCCGACUAUAGGGCAUUCUUUGGAAAAAUUGCUAUUCACACAUUAGUAUACGGAUAUUUCAAGAAAGACAAGAAGGGUCGAAUACUUGACGCUGUGGCCCUUGAUAAUCCUCCUAUUGACAAACUGAGCAAGGGUCUAUGGUUGGAUGUGCCAAAGACUGCAUUAGAAAUCCUCUCAUCCCAUAAUUUGAAUGCUGCAGCUGCUAUACAUGCAGCGGAGCAUGCAAUCAUGUCACUUCUCCCAACAUUCCUGAUAUCCUCGCCUGGAGACAUUCGAACGGAGUGCAAAGUCGCAAAGAAAGAACUAGGGCCAAAACAUCAGCAGGCAGCAGGAGGGUCUAACCGUGAUCAAGAUUCAAGGGCACGAAACCACUUCUUCCACCCCCUUACACCCCCCGCGCCCCGUCGCCAGAGACAGGCACGGCUUGUUUUCUACGAUGCAAAAGGAGGUACAUCUGGUUCUGGAAUUACCUCCAAGGCCUUCGAAUUUAUAGAUACCCUUCUUGUUCGUGCUAACUCCCGCAUCGAUACAUGCGCAUGCACAGCCGCUCAAGGUUGUGUAGAGUGCGUUUGCAAUGAGCUUUGUCCUGAAAUGAACCUUGUUAUCAGCAAGGCAGGUGCUUCUGUGAUCUUGAAAUGUCUUCUUGGUCUAAAGGUUGAUGUUGAUUCUUUACCAUGGGGAACAGAAUUUGAUCGAGGUUAUGAACCUGGGACUGGAAGCGAGUUGGCGCAAGGUCUGGAGACCGUCAUUGAAGCUGUUGAAGUUGCUGGAGGUUCUGGGAAAAAAAUUAGGAUAUAUGACCUUGAUGAAUAA
Nannizzia gypsea CBS 118893 is the source of this 3420-nucleotide messenger RNA. Its product is annotated as Hrq1p. The transcript has a single exon. Gene Ontology annotation, molecular function: nucleic acid binding; ATP binding. NCBI's taxonomy places the organism in Eukaryota, Fungi, Ascomycota, Eurotiomycetes, Onygenales, Arthrodermataceae. The coding region runs from base 1 to 3420 and encodes 1139 amino acids. The record is from RefSeq and is a predicted model, not a curated record.